Molecule: messenger RNA, 1257 nt
Organism: Aureobasidium melanogenum CBS 110374
Lineage: Eukaryota; Fungi; Ascomycota; Dothideomycetes; Dothideales; Saccotheciaceae
Exons: 4
Coding region: 1-1257 (418 amino acids)
Biological process (GO): regulation of DNA-templated transcription
Source: RefSeq, a predicted model, not a curated record
AUGUCCCCGACUUACACCACUUCACCAGCUCAGCCCGCUACCGACACGUCUCUAAGCGCGCUACUCGCGUCGCAACAGAUGAACGGCCAUCCGCAGUCAAUGGACGCUCGCCAGCAGGAAUACGCUCACCAACCGCCGCUCAAGCAAGAGUAUUCGCAGCAACCAGGUUUGAAUUCGCCCUACGCUUCCUCGUCCUAUACCGGCAACCUUUCUGAGACCCUCUCCUCCCCAGACCAGAACCAAGCUGCCCAAUACCACCCAGACUCUGCGCGCUCUGCCUCAUUCCCCGAGUACCAGCAGCAACCCCAAGGCCAGCCGCAACAAGCUCAGCGACCAUACCCCGAGCAGGGCGCUCCACGUUACCAGCAGCCAGGUGGCCAUCCACACGCUGCAAUGGCUCAAUCAAGUCGGUCCAUGCCUCUUGCCAGCGCGUUGCGCGACACGCGUUCUGACUCGGCCAUUGCCAUAGAUCCCACAAUAGCUGCGCAGACGCCGCAAUACCCUCAGCAACACGCAUACUCCCCAUACCCUCCCCAGCAUGAGAUGCACCAAUAUCCAGGCCAGCCUGGCCAGCCCAUGUACGCGCCGCGCCCCGAAUGGGGAGCAUACCACGCUCAACCUAUGCACUACCCCGUGUCAGCCGCUGGUGGACCGCCAGGAAUGGCAGCCGCCGUUCCAAGACCCCCAGGUGGAGGACAUCCAAUGUCUACCGUAUAUUCGUUUGUCCCGAUUCCUGGUGCGCAGCAGCACAAGCGUCCGCGUCGACGAUAUGAAGAGAUUGAGCGCAUGUACAAGUGCGGAUGGAAUGGCUGUGAAAAGGCAUAUGGCACACUUAACCAUCUGAAUGCGCAUGUCACUAUGCAGUCGCACGGCGCAAAGCGCACUCCCGAAGAAUUCAAAGAAAUCCGCAAGGAGUGGAAGGCCAAAAAGAAGGAGGAGGAGAAUGCGCGCAAGCAGGAAGAGGAGCGUCAACGUCAGGAAGCCGGUCGUGCUGCUCAAGAAGCCGGCACCCCGACCCAGCCCGCCCCGGCACAGUACCCGCAACAACACAUGAUGCCUCCGCAGGCCAUGAGCAGUGCUCAACUACCGCCCAUCGGCUACGCUCCCGCUGCUCCACCUACUCCUCAGCAAUACACUCCAUCACAGCAGCAAGUAGACGGAGCACAGUCUUACCCCGCUGGCCAGAUGUAUGCCGCCAAUGGAGGCUAUCCUCAAAGCCCCUAUGCUCAGGGCGGUCAGAUCUAUCAGCAACGUUAG